Messenger RNA from Leptopilina heterotoma, 2181 nucleotides. RefSeq names its product V-type proton ATPase subunit H (gene VhaSFD). Bases 151 to 1701 code for a protein of 516 amino acids. Gene Ontology annotation, biological process: proton transmembrane transport. The transcript has 10 exons. The record is from RefSeq and is a predicted model, not a curated record. Lineage: Eukaryota; Metazoa; Arthropoda; Insecta; Hymenoptera; Figitidae. Gene Ontology annotation, molecular function: proton-transporting ATPase activity, rotational mechanism; protein binding. Gene Ontology annotation, cellular component: lysosomal membrane; vacuolar proton-transporting V-type ATPase, V1 domain.
UAUAGUCUCGUGAUUCUCGUGACUUGGAUCGACCAGCUGAGCUUUAGUAGAAACAGUGAUAUUUAUAAAUAAUUUGGAGAAAAAAAGGGAGAAAAAUCGCCUGAAAAGGCGAAUAUUUUUACAAAAAUUAACAUCUAAAUUAUUUCCAAAAUGACAGAUCGAGCAAAUAUCAAGGAAAUGAUUCCUAAGCUGCCUGAUGAGAAAAUCGAUAUGUUGGCAGCGACGAGUGUUCUUCAACAACAGGCUGCAGAAAUAAGAAGUCAGCGAAUUAAUUGGCAAUCUUACCUCCAAUCUCAAAUGAUAUUGAAGGAGGAUUUCGACUUUAUAGCAACUUUCGACACAAGUGACGCAGCAGCAAGGGAAGCAAAAUUAAAAGAAAAUCCAAGUCAGGCAGCAAAGACAUUUUUAAAUCUUCUUGGUCAUGUUUCGAAGGAUCAAACUAUUCAGUAUAUUCUCAUAAUGAUCGAUGAUAUGCUACAGGAAGACCGCAGUCGUGUUGAAAUUUUCCGUGAACAUUCAAAUCGAAAACGUGAAUCUGUCUGGGGACCUUUCUUAAAUCUUCUAAAUAGACCUGAUGGUUUUAUAAUGAAUAUGACAUCGAGAAUAAUUGCGAAACUCGCUUGUUGGAGUCACGAGCUAAUGGAGAAAACUGAUCUUCAAUUUUAUUUAACGUGGCUCAAAGAUCAAUUGAAAUUGAGCUUCGAUGCCCUUCAGGAGGGAAGCAUGCAUGCCGAGGUAGUGCAGGACAACAACCCCAAUGAGGCUGGGGAGGCCAAUGAGCUACAUGAAUUGCUCAAUCCGAAUAACGAUUAUAUUCAAUCUGUGGCGAGAUGUCUUCAAAUGAUGCUGCGAAUUGAUGAAUAUAGAUUUUCAUUCGUCUCCGUCGAUGGUAUUUCAACAUUAUUGAGCGUACUUUCAGGCCGUGUCAAUUUUCAAGUGCAAUAUCAACUUAUUUUCUGCCUUUGGGUGCUCACCUUUAAUCCUCUGCUGGCAGAGAAAAUGAAUAAAUUCAAUGUUAUUCCUAUUUUGGCAGACAUUCUCAGUGAUUCUGUAAAGGAAAAAGUGACGAGAAUUAUUCUCGCAGUAUUCAGAAACCUAAUUGAAAAGGUAGGAGACGCACAAGUCGCCAAGGAACAUUGCAUUGCAAUGGUCCAAUGUAAAGUAUUGAAACAAUUAUCAAUUUUGGGUCAACGAAAAUUCGACGAUGAAGAUAUUACCGGAGAUAUUGAUUUCUUAAAUGAUAAAUUACAAGCUUCUGUUCAGGAUCUCAGUUCAUUUGAUGAAUAUUCCACAGAGGUGAAAUCUGGUCGUCUCGAAUGGUCACCAGUUCACAAGUCUGGCAAAUUUUGGCGAGAGAAUGCUGGUCGUUUGAAUGAGAAAAAUUACGAGCUUCUUCGUAUUCUUGUACAUUUACUUGAGACCAGUAAAGAUCCUCUAGUUUUAAGUGUCGCAAGUUUUGAUAUUGGUGAAUAUGUUCGUCACUAUCCACGUGGAAAACACGUUAUUGAGCAACUUGGUGGUAAGCAACGUGUAAUGCAACUUCUUGGACAUGAGGAUCCAAAUGUACGAUAUGAAGCUUUAUUGGCUGUACAGAAAUUAAUGGUGCAUAAUUGGGAAUACUUAGGAAAGCAGUUGGAGAAAGAUCAAGGAACACCGCAGCAAGGAACAAAAUCAGGUGCACAAGUUCCAGCUAAAGCAUAAAAUAAUCAUUUAUUUCCAAAAUUUUCACUAUAAAACGAAAAUAGCUUACCUGACGCUUGUCUAGAAUUUUAGAGAAUCCAUUAAGUUUUUACGCGUGUUAGAAUUUUAACUAAAACAUACACCAUGAAUCUGUAAUUGAAACUAUUCACGCUUCUCCGAUUCAAAUUUCAUUAAAAAUGAAUCACACAAAUUUUAUCAAUUUGGAAGGAAAAAAACAAAAAUCAGGUAUUAACAUUCCAUAUUAUAAAGAAAAUUACGUGAUUAAUCUCGUUGUAUUGAUCGUAAAUUUAAUUUUCUGUCCAAAAAGAAGAAAUAAAAUAAAUAGUAAUUAUGCAUGUAAAUACACAGAAUUAAUAAUCAUAAAUUUGUGGCGAUAUGUGUAAACUAAAUUUGUAAUAUAAUGUUGUUAAUUUGUUGUUGUAACUUGAAAGUCUUGAAUAUUAGCAAAUAAAUAAUAAUAAUAAUAAUAAAAAUAAGUAA